This is a messenger RNA of Lymnaea stagnalis (great pond snail), 8323 nucleotides long. The record is from the annotation of a GenBank genome assembly. Lineage: Eukaryota; Metazoa; Mollusca; Gastropoda; Lymnaeidae.
CGUGACAAAACUGUAGUCAGCUGAGAAAGAGAUUAGUAGGCCUAUGGAUUUUAUUUUUUUUUUAAACAACGUCACUCAGCUAUUAGGCUACAAGUAGUAAUUUUUUAAAAAAAAACAUCUGUAAUAUUGUUUGUUGUUUUUACAGCAGCAUCACGAGGGCACCAAUCAGACACAGGUCACGGCCACGGCAUGUCAUAUUCAUAAUAGUAAUAUUAUUUUAACGUGAAUUUGUUGUAAAUCGUACUCACUCACACGACACAUUGACAUCGUGAUAUUCAUGAAUCAUGAUAUUGAAAUACAAUUUAAUAGGUAUAAGUUAUUCAGUUAUAUUAUUUUCGUGAGUUGGUUGAGUUUGACUACUUUUGACAACCCUUGAUUUGAGAGCAGUGAAUUCUUCAAAUCGUGACCUUACCCAAACUCCAAAGUCUUGACUCCGUGUUUGAAUUUGAUUUGAGUUUGAGUUGAGAUAGUAACAAAUUUAAAAAGUGGUAGUUUACGCUAUAGUUAAAGUGUGAUUAGUGUGUAAUUCAGAGUCAUUAGUAUCCUAUCCAUGGGUAUUUGUGUGACAAUUGGAAAAAUAAGGAGAGCUGACCACUGACCAAUAUUCGUUAUUGAAUGGCUAAAAUAAGCUUUACUUUUGCAUAUUGAAUGUGUUUAAGUGUUUAGAAUUAGUAUUUAUAAUUAAUGGGCAUAAACUAUACCAUUUUCAAUCAAGGCUCAAGGCAACUGGCUUACGUUUUGUUCCAUUUAUCCUCUCUUAUACUUUUAGUUCAAUAAAUUGAUAGCACUGGUGACUUCUUUUACUUUUGGGCAGUUUUGGAUUUCCAGCUUUUGGGCAGUUUUGGAUUUCCAGAGUUUAUAACUCAGAUGUUGAAUUUAAAAAUAUGAUCUAAUAAUAUUAAUAUCAACUUCAGAUGAGAAAUACUAUUAUUUAUUACGAAGUGUCUACACGUCCGGCGCGCCGGACAAAUAGUGCGCAAGAUAUACGUCCGGCGGUAUGUCACGCCAGUAGUUUUUAUUAUUCCUAACGAAGUGCAGUUUCGUUGAUCUUGUGUGGUCUAGUGAUAGAGUGGUUGUUUAAUGUUAUUAUGAUUUGAGGAUCGAUUCCGGGGAAAGGAUUGUUUUCUUUUUUCACCAUUUUAAUUAAAAAUAUUUUAUAAUAUAUUUGUAUUAUCAUGUUCAUCAGCAACAGUAGUUUCAUGAGAAGUUUUUAAAUAUUUUGUAGCAAUUUAAACAAUUUAAAAUGAAAUCUUUCUUUUAUUGGUUGCCUACUCCACACUGGCCCCUAAUUUAUUUUAUGGAUUAUUGUACACAAACUCAUAACAAACUAAACAAAAAUGUUUACAAGCCACUUUAAGUUUUUUUCUAUUAUUUGCAUUUAAGAUACUAAGUACAUUACUUGGUAGAGAAAUAGAUUUUAAAAUUAACAAUAGUUUUGAAUCAUUCGCUGACAGACAAGAUAUCUCUCGCCACUUUGUUACGGCGGUCAUGUGACUUGGUCACCGGACAAAUAGUGCGGGAGAUAGACACUGCCUAUUUAUUAAGUACGAUGUAACACUACUGCAAGUAAUGAAAUUAUUCUAAAUAUUUUAUCCUUGUUUCUAGAAAUAUAUUGUUUAUGACCUGUGAAAGUGAUGUAGAAAUGUUGAAAAACAAAUCCCAUCAAUUUUAAUUUUAUUUCAAAAAAAAAAAAUCCUCUUUUUCAUCUCUAUUACAGACACUGUUACCAAACAAUUAAUAAUUUAGCAUGUACAAUACUUUUUUUUGUUACCUUUUGAAUCCUGACAACAAAUCGUCAUAGUUGCUGUCAUUGUAGUAUUAAAUUUAUCAAUCACCAUAGUAUUAAAUUUAUGAAUGAUAGUAUUAAAAUUUAGAGCAUGUAGAUAUAGCCUACAUUUAAAAUUAUUCCCUAGUGACACUAUUGUAACAAAGUAUCAAUAUUUUCUUCUUCCUUUUUUGGGUUUCAGAUGUCAUACAGUAUCAUGUCAGUAAGAAGCGGUUCAACAAAAUACUUGCCACUUGUAUUAGCAGCUCUGAUUGUGCCAGCUCUGCUCCAGCCAUGUGAGAAGGGUGACCAAGACAGUUCAAAUGAAUUAGAUUUUUACUCUCUCUUUGCAAUGGAUAUUGAAAAUGACAUUAUAAUAAUGGAAAAAUAUAGAGGCAAAGUAUGCUAAUUUUAAAAAUUGAAGUGUGAAAAUUAAAAUUAUUUUAUUGUAAAAUAUUAUAGGGGUGAACGAUCAAACAUCCAAACUACUCUUGCUUAGUCAAGCCUCAAAAAGUCGUAAUGUGACUUUUAUUGCAUUAUUUCAGGUUUCAUUAGUUGUAAAUGUGGCUAGUCAGUGUGGCUAUACUGAGGGACAUUACAAAGGACUCAACUAUUUACAAGAAGCAUUUAAAGACACUGACAAGUUUACAGUUCUGGGAUUCCCAUGCAACCAGUUUGGUGAACAAGAGCCUGGGGUACAUAACUUUGAAUCUAUACUAAUUAUUUCUUUGUUGCCUUUAAUUAGUGAAACUGACAAUACUAUUGGUUAAAUUCUCAAAAAAUAUAAUUGUAAAUUAGAGAAUUUGGGAUCUUAAUUACGUUUGCAUCAAAUAAUCGUCCAUUUAUAACAAAAACAUUUUUAAAAUGUUUAUUACUCCACUUUAGCAGGCUCUUGCCUAGAAUUUUAUAUAAAAUUAAUACAUGUACCAAGUGGCAUAAGCCAGUAGGGAGUGGGGCAGCGGCAGAUUUUCUAAGGACCAAUUUUAAAGUGAUGCCUUUUUCCAUUCAUCCAUCCCUGUGGCGCUACAGCCCAUGUAGGGCUUUAGCCUGCCUCACUACUUCCUUCCAAUUGGACCUAACUAAUGCUUUUAUUAUCCAUGCUUGGAUUUUCAUUUGUUGUAGAUCUUUUUCCACUUCAUCCAUCUAUUUAAGCCUAGGUCUGCUUGAGCCUUUUUCCUCUGGGGUAUUGGUGAUGCACCCUCUUCGUUCCUCUGUCAUUUGGCAUUCUCUCUAAGUGUCCUGUCCUGCCCAGCGUAGCCUACCCUUUUUUAUUUCUUCUACUAGUGUGGGAUCCUGAUUUAAACUGUACAAUUCCUGGUUGGUUCGUAUUCUUCCUCCAUAUUCAUCUUUUGUUGGUCCGUUUUUGUUAAGGUCCAAGUUUCAACCGAGUAUGUUACAACUGGUCUGAUUACAGUUUAUAAAUAGUUUUUUUUGUUUUUCUUGUAACGUUUUUGAGUAUAUUCUGACUACUGAAGUAUGCUGAUAUUCUUUUUUAUUUCUGUAAUUCGUUUCUUUCAAUUAGGUAAUAAGAUCUUAGGUAUUUAAAUUGAUUUACAUUUUCAAAAGCGUUGUUUCUAAUUUUGACUUCAUCUGUCUUUGCUUCUCUUAUUAUAGGCAUGUUUUUUGGUUGUUAACCUCCAGCCCUGCUUAUAGUGAUGCGCCUUCUAAUUCAUUAAAGGAUUUUUAUAUGUCUUUAAUACUUUUCCCUAGCAGUGCUAUGUCAUCAGCAUAUGCAAGAUACUGAAGGGGUUGAAUGUAGAGAGUGCCCAUUGGUUGUGAUGCCUUUUUAUAACAAUGUAAAAGUAAAUCUUUAAAAUUCUGCAGAAAGAAUUUCAAAAAAGGCUCUUCAUGAAAAAUGUGUAUUAUGUAAGUUGGCAGGUUAAUUCAACAUAUUUUAGACCAUGAUGGUUUGCUUUUCUUGGUCGCGAUCAGACUUACUCACCUUUUCAGGUACAAGAAUCAAAAGUUUCAGUCAGCUAAUUUGAAUAGUCCGAAUAUUAUCAUCUGAAUGAUUUCUUUCUUUACUAUUCAUGGUAUCAUCAUCCAAUCCAUGUUUACAUAGCCAAACCAUGGUAGGGACUAAUGAUAUGAAAGCAAAACCAAUCUACUCGAUAUUUUCUCCCUGAAAAUAAUAAUCCAUAAUAGUAAUGAAUUAAUCGUCUGUUAUGGCAUGUGUGUAAGCCAAAUUUUAGCAUUGUGGCCACCACCGCUUGUAUCCCUUUUGUUUGUUUAAUAUUGACAUCACUGAUUAAAUGUGCGGUGCCACUCCUUCUAUACGCCCCUCCCAUGAUUGGGAAAAGGCUGUUUACAUUUGAAUACAUUCUAUUACUAUUUUUUAAAAGAAUUUCUAGAAUUUCUUUUCUGGAUGGUUGUGCCUCGCUGGGAGAGAUUUUAUCUGUAUUUCCUAGAAAAUAUGAGAUGUUAUAUAAUUGCACACUAUACUGGUUUUCACCCCUUAUUAACAUAUUGUUCAUUCUACGAUUCAAAUCUUCAAACGGAUUAAAUUUUCAAAACCAUGUAAUGGUAAGUAACACAUCUAAAAUAUCAUUCACAUUGUACAUUUCAAAGUUCAAAGUAUGAAUUACUUUUUCUCUUUCCAGACUAACGAGGAAAUUUACAGCUUUGUCCGAAAUAAGAUGGGAUCAAAUUUUCCAAUGUUUGCUAAAAUUAAUGUAUUGGAGCGUGAUGUUCCUCCAACAUGGCAAUAUAUCAUAGGUAAGUGAAUAAAUCAAUCAUGUAUAUAUUGGCAGUUUUAUGACAAUCUUUGAUUUUUAAAAAAAUGCCUAAUGCACAGUUGAGUCCAAGUUUGCUGCUUCAGCUGCCAGCACCUGCCUGGUUGAGCACAACUGCUUAAAAAGCCAUCUACCAUACAGUUUUCAAAUGGUUUUCUCUUUGUGAAGGAUUCAAAUGAUUUCUUUUUUUUAUGAAGGAUUCAAAUGGUUUCUCUUUUUAUGAAGGAUUCAAAUGGUUUCUCUUCUUUAUGAUUAUGAAAGUUUCAAAUGGUUCUCGAAUUUGUAGAAGACCUGAUGACCAAUCUGGAGAACCACAAGCAGACUGACGUGCUAGUAAUGGACUUCGCAAAAGCAUUUGACAGUGUGAAUCAUAGUUUGCUUCUACACAACUCCAGAGAUAUGGGAUUCAAGGCACCACUAAAACAUGGAUCUCUAGCUUCCUCAGCCACCGACGCCAAGCAGUAGUGGUGGGCGGUACAAGCUCCUCCAUUGUCUAUGUGAAGUCAGGGGUCCCCCAGGGAUCAGUCCUCGGCCCCUGUUUGUUCCUAGCAUACAUUGACCUACCCGAGAAACUGACAUAACAGGCAAGACUGUUCGCAGAUGACACUGCAGUGUAUAGGACGAUCGCCAACAGAUCUGACCAGGACCAACUACAACAGGAUCUCAAUCUGUUAGCAGAGUGGGAGAUAAGCUGGGACAUGGAAUUUCACCCUUCCAAGUGCCAGACACUAUCAGUCUCUAGAAGUUGUACUCCUCUACACUACCAAUACAAACUGCACGGCCAUAUACUUGAGCCAGUUUCCUCCGUAAAGUACCUGGGUGUUACCAUUCAAAGAGAGGUCCGCAGGGACGAGCAUAUUAACAAUGUAUGUAACCAAGCAAACAAGACCCUAGGGUUCUUAAGGCGAAAUCUAAAGAUUGGCAACUCCAGUGUGAAAGAAAGAGCAUAUAAAGCCUUUAUCCGUCCGAUUUUAGAUUAUGCAUCUUCAGUCUGGGACCCAUUUACCCAGAAGAGCAUUGACAGGUUGGAGGCGGUCCAGCGACGAGCAGCACGCUUUGUCCUAAACCGCUACAGGAAUACCUCUAGUGUUGGCAGCAUGCUAUAAACACUAGGCUGGUCACCAUUGGAGAAACGACGACGACAAUCCAGGCUCUCCAUGAUGUACAAGAUAAAUAAUGGGCUGGUCCACUGUUCCAGUAUUAAACAGAAACUCGUCCCUCUCCCCCAUAGACAGCGACGAGGCCAUGACAGGCAAUUCAGGCUCCUACCAGCAAGAAGCCAGUAUAGGAGCUGCUCAUUCCUGCCCAAGACAAUCAGGGACUGGAACAAUCUUUCAAAAGGAACGGUUGAGGCGACAACACUAGACACAUUUUGUGUCUAUUCUAUUAAAUGUGUCUAUUGACACAUUUGUCUAUUGCAUCCAGCCUUCAAACCCCAAGUGCAUGAUUUCCUUAUCAACACCAGUAACAGAAACAUUGCAAAUCCCAUCUACAUGCAUAGGAGCCAAAAUGAUCAAUAAAUUGAUCGUGGGCCCUUAAGAUAUAGAAGAAGAAGAAAACUUUCAGACUGAAGAAUCCAUUGACAUCAAUGCAGAAGGUGAUAUUGAUGAUGCUAUGUGCAAAAUUGUUUCAGUUCUGACUUUAAAGUUAGUACUAGGCCCUGGGUUCUGUCAAGCAAAAGCUGCGUCUGGACUGUAGGUUGCCAUCCGUCCCUUUUGUACACGAUCUUUUAUAUACUUGCAUUUUUAAGUGAUCAAAUGUUUUCCUAUUUUCUAAAAUGUUCUUAUAACAAGAAUAUAACAUAAUGAACACCUAUAAACUUAUCAUGAACUGCCUGUUCAAAUCUUGGAAAAAGAUACUGGUUUGAAAUAUUUCACUUAAAAAAUUAUUUAAAAAAAAACACUGUUCUUUAUUUAACAGGACGUAGUCAUAAGAAACCCACUUGGAAUUUCUGGAAAUAUCUAGUCGACCACACAGGACAUGUGCUUGGUGCUUGGGGUCCAGACACAAGACCUGAAGAUUUAUAUGAUACCAUUAAAGCAGCCAUCGACAACAUUGAUCCAGAAAAAGCUAGAAUGAAGAUUACCAGAAGUGAGGAACUUUAAUGCUACUCAAUUUAUGGGUUGCCAGUUGUAAAAAUAAAACUCAUGAAAUUAACUUUGAUUAAAUGUGCCUUCUGACUUCUAGUCUUGUUUUUUUUUUUCUUUUUUUGUUUUUUUUUUUAAUUGUAUGAAAUAUUUUUAUAUGCAAUUUACUUUUGCCUUUACAGAAUUUGUAUUUAUGCUUAGCCUUACAGAUGAAUAUUUUUUGUAAUCCAUAAGGAAUUUAGUUAAUGUUUGUGGAAAUCUUUACUUUCUACUUUUUGCUGUAGUAAAUAGAAAUAGUCUUCCAAAUAGAUUUGCAGCUGGAGUUUCAGAACUUUUAUUCCAUUUAUUUUUCAGUGUUUUAUAAACUUUUGAACUUAACUGAUAACACAUCCAAUGUUACUUUAAUUAUAAUUGAAGCGAUGAAUGUUUCUUAUUAGAAUAAUUAAAAUUAAACCACUAAUUAUUGCAAACUUUCAACAUGUUUUCCAAUAUAUAAAGAUUACAUUCAUCUAUUUUCAUGGAAAACGUGUCAUAAGUGAUAUUUUUCACAAGUUUGUAGUUAUUGAGGUGUUCUUACUCUCAAGGUUAAAUCAGUUUAUAAGACUAGGAAGAUUUUGAGAAGCUUUACUUUACUGGCUCUUGUUAUUUAUACUAUAUUAAAUGUAUGUUACAAGUGUUUUGGAAAGUUAAAUUAGUUUAUAUGACUAGGAAGAUAGAAUUUUAUGUUAAUUUGCAAUAUGAGUUUUUGAGAAGCUUAACUUUACUGGUUUAUGUUAUUUUUUAUACUAUAUUAAUUGUAUGUUACAAGUGUUUUGAAAAGUUUUUUCUAAAAUUUGUUACCUUUUGUGCAAAUACUGUGCUGCUAAUACAUGACCAGAAUGAUUAAUCCUGUCUGUAGAAAGGUGCAAGAAUAAUGCCCUAGUAGCUGCUUUGCAGUGAUAUUAUUUUUACACAGCACAUUUGGUACAAAUAAGGAAGUCAGCACCCAUUCAUAAAUCAUGAAGGGUGGGUAACAUUUUCAUAAUCUGUGUGAAUAAUAUGCUGUUUGCUAAAGGAGAUGAAAAUUACAUAAUAUAUUUGUUCAACUCUUAUUCCAAACAAUCUUUGUACUGCAGAUAAGACCUCAUGAUGCUUAUUUGAAUGAAUUUUGUUAAAAAAUUUGCUUAGUUUAAAUGAACAAAAUAAUUCCUAUACUAUUCCCAAAGAUAGAAUUUUUUUUUUUUUAGUAAAGAUAUUAAUGGUAGCCAUGCUUGCAACAUGACUCUUUAUACUUAAUGAAAUUGCUUUAGAGGUGAUCCAUUAAUGACAUCACUUUAUUUUGAUAACUUCCCCCCCUCCUCAAAAAACAUUUUCACAAUUUCAAAGACCCCCCCCCCCCCCUCUUUUCUAAAUCAUUCCUAGAUGAGAGGUGUCACUUAUGGAUGGCCCCUCAUUGGUUUUGUAGUUCUGAACUAUGUAGCAUGUCUUCAAUUUAGGUUACAUAUUUAGCAAUGGGCAGUCUAAAAUUUCCAAUUUAACACUGUAUUAACUGUAUAUGAAAAAUGUUUCUUUAAAACUUGUACUUCUUUACCAUUAAUUUAAAGUUUAUUAAAGUAUUUUCCAUUUGUAGAGGACUUGUUACAAAAUGGUGCUAACAUUUAUUUUUUGUUCAGAAUUCAGUUAUGUUUUUGCAAUAAUCGGGAUGUUUAUGCAAUAAUUGGGUUGUUUCAUUUGAGAUUUUUCAUUAAAAGCAUUUUCUC